CGGGAAUCUCAUUUGCAUUUGUGCCUCGCGGGUGUGAGGCUUGAAGCUUACCUUUUGCCCUGCUUUGCUGGCCAAACUAUAGGCGCAAAUCCAUGAAAAACUUAACCUACCAGGUAGAGGCCGCUUUUUGGUCCGUUCUGGCUGGUGAAGGCAGAGGGAGUGCCCUGCUUUGUUUGGAGCCAUGGGUGCCCUAUUGCCCCUCGCCAAGCAUCAGGUUGGGAAGGUCCUGAGGGUUAUCUGUGGCCAUUAGCGCUGCUCUCUUUCUCCCCACCGAGCACAGUGUUACAGCAUAGGAAAUUCGCACGGUGCCACUGUUGCCCGGCUUCUAUUUGACCCUGACCGAAAGAGCCCCCACAGAGAGACCCGUAAACGACUCCACUGGGAGCUUGGACACCUCUGCCUCCAGGUUUUCACCUUCAACUUGAGCUCUCUUGCAACUUCCACCUCCUCCAUUCCCAACAAUUUUCUCUGGUCAAACCGCCAAAAAUACCGCAGUGCAACCUGACUUCAGGUGCACCCAACGGCAGAUGUGAAGCACAGCGAGCCAGUUUGCACAUGUCCAACUGGCAGGGCUUUCAGCAACAGGGGCACCUCGAUCCCGAUUUUGCGUUCAGAGAACACAUCUUCGCCCAGUUUCGACAGGCAGCGCAGCGUCAAUCGCAGGCUGCCCCCAUGACUUCAUCCACGGCGACUGCUACUCCUAAAUAUGCAUUCGAGGCGCGCGUAGACGACACCAAGACGCCCAAAAAUGACAUCAACGCUUUGAUCUUGGACUACUUGACGAUGGAGGGGUACCCAGGCGCCGCUGCCAACUUCUCCAAAGAGGCAAACCUGGCGCCACAGCAAGCGGACCCCUCCAUCAAGACGAGACAAGAGAUCCAACAUGCCAUUCACAGCGGGGAUAUCGAGACCGCCAUCACGGCCCUGAAUGCCCUCGAUUCUGAUAUACUGGAUAAAAACCCCGAGCUUCACUUUUCAUUAUUGCGUCUCCAGCUUGUGGAGCUCAUCAGGCAAUGCUACGGCGGUGAUAUCACCCCCGCCUUGGAUUUUGCCACGCAACAGGUGGCUCCCAGGGCGUCGAUAAAUGAACAGUUUCGAGUUGAUCUUGAAAGAGCCAUGUCUCUGCUGUUCUUUGAUCACGACUCAAACCUCAGUCCCGAACUGAAGGACCUGCUAUCAUCAGACUUACGCAGAAAGACCGCUACCAAGGUCAACGAGGCGGUCUUGGUCCGGCAAGACCAGCGCAGAGAGGCGGCUAUCCGGGCUCUGGUGCGCAUGCGUGCCUGGGCUGAAUCAUCGGCCAGAUCGUCCAAGAUCAAGGACCUGCCGCCUGACAUCGACAUUGGGCUGAAUGGGGAGAACGCAGUUGAGUUUCAAGGACUCACCGAGACGAAUGGACAUGAACCAAUGAUUACGACUUGAAGAUGAACCACGGGGUGGAAGAGACAUGAUAUCCUCUUUAUUUGUUUUGGGCAUUGGCAGCGUUGGUAUUUUAUGAGUAAGGGAACUGUUUCUUCCGCGGGUUUGCAGGCAUUUUGAUGGCGUCAUUGGGCAACACGGGCACUCGGCAACGAGACAAUCGGGCAAUACAGGACUUGAGCUCAGCUGGUUAUUAUACCAACACUAUUGUAGCAGACCGUCAUGUGGGCGGUGGUAUGUUAAAGCGUAUAAUACUGAGAAUUUUUCUUGCAUCGAAAU
Podospora bellae-mahoneyi is the source of this 1698-nucleotide messenger RNA. RefSeq lists its product as uncharacterized. Gene Ontology annotation, biological process: proteasome-mediated ubiquitin-dependent protein catabolic process. Bases 556 to 1422 code for a protein of 288 amino acids. The transcript has 5 exons. The record is from RefSeq and is a predicted model, not a curated record. NCBI's taxonomy places the organism in Eukaryota, Fungi, Ascomycota, Sordariomycetes, Sordariales, Podosporaceae. Gene Ontology annotation, cellular component: nucleus; cytoplasm. Gene Ontology annotation, molecular function: protein binding.